Messenger RNA from Rotaria sp. Silwood2, 2226 nucleotides. The record is from the annotation of a GenBank genome assembly. Lineage: Eukaryota; Metazoa; Rotifera; Eurotatoria; Philodinida; Philodinidae.
AUGGGCAACGAAAGUUUAAAACCAAGUGCUAGUGGUUCGUCUUCCACGACAGUCGAAGCCAAAAAAUCUUCAUCAUCAUCAGAAGCCGCUGCAACAACAACAGCACCGGUAAGCAGAAAUGCGCCGCCUCGCCGACCUGUACGUCGGAUUAUUCAAAACUUCCUUCUCGUCUGGCUCGAUGGCAAUAUUGACGAGACCAAGGAAGAUUUCAAAAAUUCAUUAAAAACUCUACGACAUGUCGUGGCAUCCAUUACGACGUUUACGGAUGCGCAAGAAUGUUUCGAAUUUCUUGGCGAAAUUAAAACAGAAAAAGUUUUCAUGAUGGUAUCGGGUUCAAUUGGACAAAAAUUUGUACCCGAGAUUGAAACAUUGCCACAAUUAGACUCGAUCUAUGUCUUUUGUGGCAACAAAUCAUUUCAUGAGCAAUGGGCCAACAAAUUCUGGAAGGUCAAAGGAGUUUACACAGAUAUUAAACCAAUUUGUCAAGCACUUGAAACCGAUCGAGAACGAUGUGACCGAGCUAUGGUUUCGAUGAGUUUUAACGGUCUAGAUCCGCUGUUCAUGUAUACGCAAUUAUUAAAGGAAGCACUUUUGGAAAUCGAGCACGAAGACGCAAAAUCAAUUAAAGACUUUGUUGAAUAUUGUCAUCUUCAAAAUGAUAUUGACGAAGAUGAAAUCAAUAAGGUCGAACUUGAAUAUCGCCGUCAUUCGCCGAUUUGGUGGUACACAGCGCCCUAUUUUAUGUAUUCGGUGCUUAAUCAUGGACUUCGACAAAUGGAUGUCGACAUAAUACUUAAAAUGGGGUUCUUCAUUCGUCACUUAGACAAUCAUAUCGCAGAAUUACAUCACGAACAACAAGACACCGUGUCAGUCAAAUUUCAAGUCUUUCGUGGGCAAGGUUUGUCCAUGGAAGACUUUGAAAAAAUGAAAAAAACAAAAGGAGGACUUAUGUCUUUUAAUAAUUUCCUUUCGACCAGUCGCAAUCGCGCAGUCUCAUUGGAAAAUUUUGCACGGCCACCCACACGGAAUACCACUUCGGUUGGCAUACUCUUCGUUAUGACCAUCGACACGGCGAUUUGCAUAAAAUCAUCGACAUCUUUCGCCGAAGUCAGUAAAGUUAGCUUCUUCGGAGGUAACGAAGAAGAAAUCAUUUUUUCAACACAUACAAUAUUUCGCAUCGAGCACAUUGAACAAAUUCAUGACGAGCAUACAGAUCGGCUAUGGCAGGUCAAUCUCGCCCUCGCAGGUAAUCAAGAUGAUGAUUUCAAUAAACUUACGGCACACAUACGCGAAGAGGUCAACUUAAAAUCACUAACACGAGGAGUGCCUCAGCUAGCUUUCAUACUUCUUAAACUGGGUGAGCCUGCAAAAGCUGUAAAUCUCUACAGCUCACUCCUCCCAAAGACAACUUCUGACAUGGAUCAAGCGGAUUACAAUCAUAAACUUGGCUGGGCGUAUAAUGAUAUGGGCGAGUACUCGAAAGCACUUUCAUCGUAUGAACGAUCACUUGAAGUCCGAAAAAUAGUUCUCCCUCCGAAUCAUCCCGAUUUGGCUACUUCCUACAACAACAUCGGUUUGGUGUAUGAUAAUAUGGCCGAGUACUCGAAAGCACUUUCAUCGUAUGAACAAUCACUUGAAAUUCGGAAAAUAGCUCUCCCUCCGAAUCAUCCUGACUUGGCUUCUUCCUACAACAACAUUGGUAAUGUGUAUUAUAACACGAGCGAGUACUCGAAAGCACUUUCAUCGCUUGAACAAUCACUUGAAAUUCGGAAAAUAGCUCUCCCUCCAAAUCAUCCCGACUUGGCUUCUUCCUACAACAACAUCGGUAAUGUGUAUUAUAACACGAGCGAGUACUCGAAAGCACUUUUAUCAUAUGAACGAUCACUUGAAAUUCAGAAAAUAGCUCUCCCUCCAAAUCAUCCCGACUUGGCUUCUUCCUACAACAACAUCGGUAAUGUGUAUUAUAACAUGGGCGAGUACUCGAAAGCACUUUCAUCGUAUGAACGAUCACUUGAAAUCCGGAAAAUAGCUCUCCCUCCGAAUCAUCCCGACUUAGCUACUUCCUACCUCAACAUCGGUUUGGUGUAUUCUAAGAUGAACGAGUACUCGAAAGCACUUUCAUAUUACGAAAAAGCUCAAGAAAUCUGGAAAAAGUCACUGCCUCCAACACAUCCACAUAUUGCCCUGGUGAAAAGAAACAUUGAUAAAGUGAAAAAGAAAAUGUAA